UCGUAGGAGCUAAGAUUCCCACGUGUCUUAUUGGACCUAUGCAUCCAUGAAGUUGAGUACCUAGUGGUUGCGGUCAGCCGGUCACGAGCAGCAUUUUUUAACUUUUGCCACAUCAACGAGCCAGCACCAAACACGCCUCUCCCAACUGUCCCCAACUCCCAGAAUGCGCAGCCCGCGGGGCCUCCUCGCCAUCUCCGGCUACCUUGCCGGCCGCCACGCUCCGGCGGCCUCCGUAUCCACCACAGGCCACCACUCCCUCUUCUUUGCCCGCGCCAUCCAAAUCCUAGCCCAACCGGAGCCCGUCCGCCUCCAGGAGCUCUCGGCACCCGACUCCGGGAUCCUAGAGCUCAGGCUUGAGCGGCCGGAGGUCAAGAACGCCAUCAAUUGGGAUGUGAUGAGGAGGCUGCGGAGCGCCAUAGAGAAGAUUCAGGCCGACGCGGCGGCUAAGGUCGUCCUGGUUGCGAGCUCAGUGCCGGGGGCUUUCUGCGCAGGCGCCGAUCUCAAGGUCUGGAGUUGCUCGGAAAGGAAGCUAAUGGGCUCUUCUGAAGUUGGAGAGUAUGCUAGAUCCUUGAGGUCUACAUUCUCGUCUUUUGAGGCACUCCCUAUUCCAACAAUUGCUGUUAUUGAAGGAGCUGCUUUGGGUGGUGGCCUAGAACUGGCUCUUUCAUGCGAUCUCCGCAUAUGGGGAAAUGCAGAACUUGGACUGCCAGAAACAGGCCUUGCCAUUAUACCUGGAGCUGGAGGCACACAGCGCCUUCCUAGGAUCGUGGGGAGGUCCAGGGCAAAGGAACUGAUAUUCACCGGCCGUAAAUGUGAUGCAGCUGAAGCUGUAAUGAUGGGACUUGCAAACUACUGUGUUCCAGCAGGGGAGGCUUAUCAAAAAGCUCUUGAUAUUGCCCGCGAGAUAACUCAAAAAGGUCCCCUGGGGAUAAGAAUGGCGAAGAAGGCUAUAAAUCAGGCGAUGGAGGUCGCCGACAUGUCCUCAGCAUUGGCUGUUGAAGGGGAGUGCUACGAGCAGCUGCUGCACACGCAGGAUCGCCUUGAGGCCCUGGCUGCGUUUGCAGAGAAAAGGAAGCCUGUCUACACGGGAAAGUAGUGCCAUGUCAUGUUGCUGUUAGGCCGGGGUUUUUUUUUUUGAUAAUUAGGCCGUUGGGGCUCCUGUCCUGGUGGACUGCAGCCUGUCUAGCCGGGAUUGUAUAUGGAGGCUUGGGGCUUGAUUGGUUGGCUACCAAAACGUGGGCAUGCCAAUCUUUUUUACCAAAACGUUGGCAAUUUUAGAAGGUGGGAUACCUUUUAAAUUCCAACCAAACAAGCCCAUAUUUUGGCAUGCCAAAUUUUGAGCCAACCAAUGAGGCUCUAUGAGACUCUAGAUGCUAGAUGAAUGGCAUGUGCUUCUGCA
Molecule: messenger RNA, 1399 nt
Organism: Panicum hallii
Lineage: Eukaryota; Viridiplantae; Streptophyta; Magnoliopsida; Poales; Poaceae
Product: probable enoyl-CoA hydratase 2, mitochondrial
Exons: 8
Coding region: 164-1096 (310 amino acids)
Biological process (GO): fatty acid beta-oxidation
Cellular component (GO): mitochondrion
Molecular function (GO): enoyl-CoA hydratase activity
Source: RefSeq, a predicted model, not a curated record